AUGAACCUCCUAAUCAAAUCUUUCUGCCAAAGCCGCCGAUACUUACAAUCCCUUUUUCUUUACAAGAAACUCCUCUCCAUUUCAAAACCCGAAAUCUCUACGUUCUCUUCAAUUCUCAAAUCAUGUUCUUCUCUGUCAUCUCUUGAUUCCGGACUCGUGAAUCAUGGGUACUUGAUCAAAUGCGGGGUUUUAGAUAGUUGUGUUGAUGUUGGGAAUGAUCUACUGUGCAUGUAUUUGAAGCUUAGAGAAUUUCGUGAUGCUCAUAAGGUGUUCGAUGAAAUGCCGAUGAGAAGCAACAACGAUGUGUUUGAUCAUAUGAUACAUGAUCUUGGAAGCAACCACGCGUAUGAUGAUGUAGUGAUUGCUUUUGAGAACAUGGUCGAGUUUUCUAUCUUCCCAAAUGUACAUUCUCUUUGUCACGUAAUCAAAGCUUGUAGCAAUUUAAACAGUGUCAAAAAAGGGAAUUUUGUACACGAUUUCAUCAAACAAAAUGGGUUCGAAAAUCAUCUCCUCAUAAUGAAUUCCUUGAUAUCAAUGUACGCCAAAAUGGGGAGACUGGAUCUUGCUCAAAACGUUUUCAACAAUAUGAUUCAUAAAGAUAUAGUCUCAUGGAACUCAUUGAUUACAGGAUACUCACAAAACCAAAACUCUCCCAAAGUCUUUGACCUUUUUAAAUCCCUAAAACAAGCCAAAAAUCCAAUCCCAAAUGUUGUCACAUUCUUAGCUUUACUUUCAAGUGUCAGAGAAGUUACUAUUGGAACAACUAUUCACAGCCACUUGAUCACUAUUGGUUUAUACUCCAAUCUCCAAUUAGGAACUGCUAUUUUCAACAUGUAUGCAAAAUGUGAAAGGCUUGAUUAUGCCCUAAUCGUAUUUGAACAAAUAAACAAGACUUUAGUAUCAUGGAACACUUUAAUUUCAGCCUACAAACAAAAAGGGUAUGCACAAGAAGCUGUAGAUAUCUAUGAACACAUGUUAAUGGAACCCGAUAUGAAACCAGAUUCUUUCUCAUUUGCUAAUGUGCUUCCUGCUUAUGCGAAUCUUGGAAACCUUAAAAGAAUCAAAUCGAUCCAUUCAAUGAUUAUCAAACAGGGUGUAAACAUAGGUCAAGAUGUUGUUUUAUGUACUUCAAUCUUGGAUGCAUAUGGAAAGUGUUCAGAUGUGAAAGCAGCCGAGUUUUUAUUUUUAUUCCAUUGCAUUCAGAAACCAAAUACUGCAUCAUGGAAUGCAAUGAUUUCUGUAUAUAAUACGAACAACAAAAUCAAGAACUCAAUGGUUGUUUUUCAAGAAAUGAUUUGUAGUAAAGUGUUAAUGGAUUGUAUAACAAUGGUGACAAUCUUUCAAUCAUGUGGACAAAUGGGAUUACUAAAAGAAGGUAAUAUGAUCCAUAAAUUUAGUCUCAUGAAAGGGUUUUGUUCGUAUCUUAUUGUUGGGAAUGCUUUGAUAGAUAUGUAUAUGAGAUGUGGAAGCAUAAAAAACGCUGAAAUUUUCUUUGAUUUGAUGUCUUUAAGGAAUAUUGUGACAUGGAAUACUAUGAUUUAUGGUUAUAUGAAAGGUGGAUGUUUUUCCAUGGGUGUUAGAUUCUUUCAUCAUAUGCAAUUAGAGUAUAAGCCGGAUUCUGUAACGAUUAUUUCUUUACUUCAGGGUAACUCGGGUAGUUUUCUUGAGAUGUUUCAUGGUUAUAUAUUGAAACUUGGGUUGGAUUUUGAGACACAAAUUAUCAACAUUUUGAUUGAUUCAUAUGCAAAGAUUGGAAAUGUAGAGAAGGCUCAAGAAUUGUUUGAAAGAAAUGAUUUCAAACGAGAUCAAACCUCAUGGAACAUAAUGAUUGCAGCAUAUGGAAUGAAUGGUCAAGGGAUCGAAUCUUGUAAACUUUUCACCAAAAUGCACGAAAACGAAUACAGACCGGAUACAAUUACAUUCACCUCUCUCCUCUCAGCUUGCAGUCACUGCGGGCUAAUUGAAGAGGGGUGUAAGUUUUUUGACCUAAUGGUCACUAAAUACAAGAUUCAACCAAGCAUGGAACAUUUGACUUGCAUUAUAGACAUGUUAGGACGCGCUAAUAGUUUAAAGGAAGCGUAUGAUUUAAUGAAAAAUAUGAAUUAUCAAAAACCCGUAUUGGGAGCUCUCUUGAGUGCGUGUAGAACUAACAUGAACAUGGAGGUUGGGGAGCUUGUGGGGAGGAAAUUGUUGGAAAUGGAGUCGGAUAGUUUUGAGUAUCACUCAUUGCUUUCGAAUUUGUACUCGUUAAAUGAUAAAUGGGAUGAAGUAGUGGAAAUUCGGAGGGUUUUUGGAAAUGGGAAAGUGGUGAAGAAGUUGGGGUUGAGUAGUUUGAAUAGUUGA
Messenger RNA from Lactuca virosa, 2343 nucleotides. NCBI's taxonomy places the organism in Eukaryota, Viridiplantae, Streptophyta, Magnoliopsida, Asterales, Asteraceae. The record is from the annotation of a GenBank genome assembly.